Messenger RNA from Amphibalanus amphitrite, 1707 nucleotides. RefSeq lists its product as uncharacterized. The transcript is spliced from 2 exons. NCBI's taxonomy places the organism in Eukaryota, Metazoa, Arthropoda, Thecostraca, Balanomorpha, Balanidae. The record is from RefSeq and is a predicted model, not a curated record. Gene Ontology annotation, molecular function: nucleic acid binding. Bases 199 to 1161 code for a protein of 320 amino acids.
UCAAAACUUCUCAUAUUCGUAGGCGGGAACAUGGCAAAAAGGAUGAACAUAAAAGAAAACCAUUUGUGAUGCUUUCUAAUGUUGAUAAGGCGUUUUGCGUGGAGACGUACAUUUCUAGCAAAUCCUUUGACCAUACCCGAAGACUGCUUGUAAGAAAACUUGGCUGGGAUCACAGAAAGACCCCCCUUGCACCAAACAAUGUCACGAUCAACAGAUGGGUCAAUGAAUUCCGAGGUGGCAGACUGUUUCUCAGGAAAAAGGGCAGCGGCAGACCUCGCUCGGUCCGCUCAGAGGAGGCCAUCCGGCAAGUGGAGCAGUCCGUCCUGGAGAGUGGAGAGCCCAGAAAGGUCGGUAAGGCAUCGGGCUCAAAGUCUUGGACUGAAACGGACCACACUGAACAAGAUCCUGCGCAAAGACCUGCGCUUCCAUCUAUACAGGAUACAAGUUCGCCACAAGCUGACACCAGAGGACAAGAAUAGGCGUGUAAAAAUGGCGAAGUGGUUCACCAAGCAUCCCGCUGUCUUCGACCGUCUCUGGUUCAGUGAUGAAGCGCACUUCUGGCUCAGCGGGCACGUGAACUCUCGCAACGCGGUUCACUGGGGCUCCAAGGUGCCUGACAAGGUGCUGACCAAGCCACUCCACUCCGAGAAAGUGUCAGCGUGGAUCGCCAUGAGACGAGGAGGCGGUCUGAUCGGACCAUUCUUCUUCGAGAAUGAGCGUGGGGUGGCCCAGACGCUCAACGCGGAGCGGUACGUCGGCACCGCCCUCCGGCCCUUCUGGGAGGAGCUCCAAAGGAAGAAUGGCGUUGAUGUCAAUGAAGAAUGGAUCCAGCAAGACGGAGCCACUCCCCACACCGCCGCUGCAUCGCGAGCCUGGCUCCAGGAGCGCUUCCCAGACAGGGUGAUCAGCCUAAAGGAGGAGGUCAAGUGGGCGCCCCACUCGCCUGAUCUGAGUCCGUUGGACUUCUUCCUCUGGGGAUACCUGAAGGCUAGGGUCUACGCAGAGAAGCCGAAGACAUCGGAGCAACUGAAGCGUGCCAUCAUCAUGGAAGUCGGCCGCACGCCCACCGAAAUGGUGGGCAGGGCAGUCGACCACCUGGAGACCGUGCGGCUGCCCCAGGUGAUCCGCCGGAGUGGUGCUCACACCGAGCACCUUCUUUGAGAGGUUGCUAUGACUGAAAUGUUGAGUGCGAAUGUCUUUGUCACGCAUCGUUGUUUUGCCAUUCGAUUUGGAAUAUAAUCAUAUAUGAAUUUUUAACCUUGUAUGCGUAUUUCCGAUUUUAUCACAGAAAACCUCAGUAUCAUUUUUCCGGACACCCUGUACGAUCGAACUUGCCCUGUACGAACGAACACUCGAGACUGACGGAAUUGAAUGGACAUGGACACAGACUAAGGUAAAAGACGACACAAUUCUUAUUUGAGCUUUGUAUAUGUAUGCCACCCAACACAACAGCACAACAGCAAGACACUUUUAUUGACUUACUAACGGACAGUAGCCGUGUUUACAUAGGGUUCCCUUAAUCUUCCCCUAUUUCUCCCCUAUUUUCAGAUCGAAUUUUAGGCUUCAUAGCGCUCGCGUGUAACGUUGCUAUGGACGCUAUUGUUGUUAGAAGCAUACAAAGCAUCGUUUAUGCUGUAAACAAUAUGAAUUGGGCUUAUUUAAUACUCGAAAUUCAACAAUUCAUAUUUUGAAGUAAUUUUAUCCUGC